Molecule: messenger RNA, 686 nt
Organism: Nicotiana tabacum (common tobacco)
Lineage: Eukaryota; Viridiplantae; Streptophyta; Magnoliopsida; Solanales; Solanaceae
Source: RefSeq, a predicted model, not a curated record
AACGACAAUCCUCCUGUGCCCGCCCGGACUACACUCCGCUUUUGGAAUUCCUAUUCAAAUAGUAGUACAUAAUACAAUAUUCAACUAUUUGUACGUCCAAUCCAAUUUCCGUCAGUAUCAAUAAACUACUACAUCUAUUAUCUAACACAAACAUAAUCGCCGGCGAAGAACCGGCUCACGAGUCGUCGACCUCAACUACAUACACAUACGUAUACACGGACUCAUAAAAUUUGCUUAAUUAUAUCUAUCUAUAUAUAUAUAUAGAGAGAGAACGAGGUUCAUAUUGCAGAGGAAUGGCGAUGGUAGACGCGGAGGCGAUUGUAAAAGAACUGAGGGAGACGUACGCGAGUGGGAAGACGAAGAACUAUGAGUGGAGAGUGUCGCAGUUGAAAGCUCUGUUGAAGAUCGCAGAGCAUCACGAGAAGGAGAUCGUCGAUGCUCUUAAUUCCGACCUCUCUAAGCCUGAACUUGAAUGUUUUGUUCACGAGAUUUCUAUGAUGAAAACAUCGUGUAAGCAUGCAUUGAAGCAACUAAAACGGUGGAUGAAACCAGAAAAGGUCAAAACUUCAUUAACUACGUUUCCUUCAUCAGCUGAAAUUGUUCCAGAACCCUUCGGUGUUGUAUUGGUCAUAUCAGCCUGGAACUAUCCAUUCUGUAUGUGAAAAACUGUACAUUUAUCUCCUUCA